This is a messenger RNA of Pogonomyrmex barbatus (red harvester ant), 2699 nucleotides long. RefSeq lists its product as uncharacterized. Gene Ontology annotation, cellular component: extracellular region. The record is from RefSeq and is a predicted model, not a curated record. Gene Ontology annotation, molecular function: cytokine activity; growth factor activity. Lineage: Eukaryota; Metazoa; Arthropoda; Insecta; Hymenoptera; Formicidae.
ACAAUACGCAACGACAACGUUAACGGUGCCGACCGAUUUUCACGUGCGAAUUUCCAAAGUUGAAAGGUGAACUGUCGCGCGGUCAAGGAAACGGGAUUUAGUGAAAUCGUGAGUGAAUCCUGUUUCUUUUUCACCGCGAUAUAUCUGGAUCUAACGCAACGAUGACGAAAAGCGCACCGUUCUACUUCCUAGUGCUGCAGCUCCCAUUGACAAUUCUGUGCGAUGUUAACACAUAUCUGAAAUCGGAUUUCCAGGUCGAAGACAGAGACGACCUCGAACAAGAACUCAAAGGUUCGUCGUGGUCUUUCGAUCGGCCGGCAGAGGAUAACGAUCUUGCGCCUCGUGAGGAGGCUCUGCAGAAGAUGCAAGAGAUUCUCGGUAUUCGGAGUCAGAACGAGAAUCUGGCUCAUCGUAAAGUACCACCGCAAUUCAUGAUGGAACUCUACAACACCAUUGCGGAUCCGAGUGGAGUUACGCGUGGCCGGAAUCCCUACAACGCCAGAGUAGUGCGUAGCUUCAUCGAGAAGGAUAUUUCCCUGUCGCACUUUUAUUUCUUCAACGUCUCGGGUUUAGAGAUAAACGAAUCGGUACUGGAGGCUGAGUUGCAUCUUUACCGGAAAAAAACACCAACGAGGAACACACGUCCACUGACAUCCGCGUCGCUUUAUUAUCUGAUAAAAAUUUACCAAGUACUGGAUGAUCGCAACCUCGACGUACCAGAUCUUCAUAGACUGCUAAGCGUUCGUUAUGUCGGCGCGCACGCUUCCGGCUGGCAGGUAUUCAACGUAAAAGAAGCAGUCCUCGGAUGGAUGAACGGCGAGCCGAAUCUGGGCCUUUUGGUAACGAUUCAGAAUUUGUUCGAGGGCGAGGUAUUAGUGGAGUUCUCUCGUAGAAACAAUUAUCAUCACAGUAAGCAACCGAUAUUGGUGCUUUUCGAUGAUGAUAAUAGCGAUCGGUCUGGCGGAACGUCGGAAAUCGCACCUCGAUAUUAUGCAUACGGGAAUCAGGCUAAUGACGAGAGAAAUCGUGAAAAAGAUGUAUCGUACGAGAAAGACAUAGAGAAGAUCGAUCUGGAGAACGGUUACGACGACGCUAAGUAUUACAAAAGGCACAAGAGGCAACGGAGAAAUGUCGGUCAGCUCGAAGAGGUUCCGUUGGCGAUCAGACGCGAGCCAGAAUUCUUCCAGCGGCAAAAGAGAAGACGCGAGGACAAUGAGGAGGAGGAGGAUGAAAUGCUCGGUUACGACGAUCCUCUAGGAGCGGCGGUGAGGCGCCGUCAACGCGACGCAGCACUCUCUCGAGGACGUAUCACCUCGGGUGGUAUCGUAUCGAGGGAUCGCUCACGCGGGAUCACGCGGGUUCUCACAUCAAUGGACAUCUAUGAAAGAGCGGCAUUUCGCGAGAAAAUGGAACAGGCGGCGCGAGACAGAUCGACGAGACGAUCAACGACGGUCGUGGGACAGAGUCGCCGGCCAGCACGCUCAGCGAACAACCAGAAUGCGAUGGCAUCGGGACAACCGGGGAAUGCGACCGAGUGCACGAGGCAUGAGCUCUAUGUGGAUUUUCGUGACAUCGGGCUGUCGUCUUCUAUAAUCGCGCCGGCCGGUUAUUCCGCGUAUCAGUGCAAAGGUGUGUGCGAGCCACCCCUCAGCCAAGAUCAACGACCGACGAAUCACGCGACGAUACAGGCGAUCGUGCACAAGAUGGUCAAAGGCGUCGAGAGGCCGUGCUGCGUGCCGACCAAACUGCUCAGCACCAGUAUUCUCUUUUACGAUGACAAUGAGAAUGUUGUGCUGAAAAUGUACGAAGACAUGAUCGCAGAUCGCUGCGGGUGCCGUUAAAAGGAAAGAGAGAGAGAGAGAGAGAGAGAGAGAGAGAGAGAAGAGAGAGAGAGAAAGAGAGAGAUAUCGGCCAUAAUUAAACACUUCGUGAAAGAAAAACGGUGAUGAUUCAAUAACAAUUUCAAAAAAAGAAAAAGGGUCGAAAGACAAAAAUUUCUGUAGGUCUAAACUUUGAUUUGAUUCGUGAUAAUCCUUCUUGUUUUGCCGCGGCAAAAGAUAUUGUCGUGUUAUUGAGAUAAAAAUGAGAAUUGGUAUUUGUAUGAAAUAUAUUAUCACGCAUAGGAUGGAGAUUAAUAUUUCUACAAUUAUAUAAAGUAACAAGUUGAUCGUAGUAGCUCGCUUUUGCUUGCCGCUGAAGGAGAAAAUUUCUUCUCGUUGUAAAUAAUCAAGCUGUUAAUCGAUCGUGUAAUCUUUUAAUUUUCUUACUCAAUUGUGCAAUCAAAAAUUCUAUGCAAUAAUGGUUUGAUUUUGUCUUUUUUCUUUUGCUGAACUUCUAUAAUUAUCAUGUUUAAUAGAGUAACGAAAAAUUAUUUUACUGUCAUUCCUAAUUAAGUUUAGCAUGACGAUCCUAAAAUCAGCAAUGCCACAUGCAGUUAUUUUGUACAUAAGAACAUUCCGAAGUCUGUACGUAGUCUAUACGUAUAUAAUUAAUAUAUCUAAUUAACGAUGUGUAUCUGUAUUAGUGUAUCGUGUUAGGUUGUAAUGCCGUUAAAUUAUUGCUAACGUAAACGUAAGAUUAGACGGGGUGUUCAGUUGUGCUUGUACAUACAUAAACGGUAUCUCGCCGAAUCUAUUUAUAAUCUCUAUUUAUAAUUAAGCGAGAAUAUAAAAAAAAAGAAAUAAAUAAUACUUAAACGG